This is a messenger RNA of Cyclopterus lumpus (lumpfish), 2371 nucleotides long. RefSeq names its product mitochondrial fission regulator 1 (gene mtfr1). The record is from RefSeq and is a predicted model, not a curated record. NCBI's taxonomy places the organism in Eukaryota, Metazoa, Chordata, Actinopteri, Perciformes, Cyclopteridae. Gene Ontology annotation, cellular component: mitochondrion. The coding region runs from base 173 to 1171 and encodes 332 amino acids. Gene Ontology annotation, biological process: mitochondrial fission; aerobic respiration. The transcript is spliced from 8 exons.
GUAUAAUAAAAUUGGCUCCUCCCACAUAGUAACCACUUUAGAGGUCCGUCGGUUAACAAGGUGGAAAAACGAAAGAAAAGUUGACUUCUAGCGUCAUUUUUGAUGACUGUUUGGUGAUGACGCGCUUGGAUUUGGGGCAUGUGUCCGUCUGCCCUUGUGAAACGCAACAGAAAUGAGUAAAGACAACCCACCGAUCGAAAUGGACUUGGCUUUUGGAUCAGCCAAGUCCUAUGGGUCUUCUAGAAGCAUUGUGAGGAGAAUAGCUUCUAGUCUUCCUUUUAAUCCCUGUCCUCGGGUUCAUUUUCAGCUUUAUCCGUACAGUGAAGACGCUGGUGUCCUAAUUGCCGCCAGAAGGCAGAACGGUUUGGUGGCAUCUCUGGCUGAUGUCGGCUGGAUCGACAGGGAUGACGACGAAGACGAAGACUCCUUUGGCAGACCCAGGUCAGUGAUCCCACAGGGACUUGUGUUUCGAGCCCGCGAGCCUCAUCCUCAGAGACAACCCUUAAACCGCCAGAGGUCACUACCAAGCCUGCAUCAAGGGACUCCGGACCCCCAGGGGCCUACAACUGCCAACGAUGAGGCCAUUCAGAAGAUCGGUGCACUGGAGACGGAACUUGCCAAACUCCGAUCUCAGAUAGCACAAAUCGUAUUGGCUCAGGAAAAGAACUCACAGUCAGCUGCUACCACAGGGACACCUCCACCUCCCCCUCCACCCUGUGGCACCCUGCCUCCCCCUCCCCCACCUCCUCCUCCUCCUCCUCCACCACCACUUCCUCCACCCUUAAGUCUUCAGCGGACAUUUUCUGCCAUUGACUUGAUAAAGGAGCGCAGGGGGAUGAAGACAGACAGCCAGACAAUUUUGGAUUCAAAGUCAGCAGAAAUUCCCAGCAUGCUUGAUGUCCUGAAAGACAUGAGCAAAGUCAAAUUGCGAUCAGUCAAAAGUCGGCCAGUGGACGGUGAAGCCAAAGGAAAACCCAGCGAGCCUCUAGAUGCUGCAACUCUCAUCGCCGAGGCCCUGAAACGCAAGUUUGCCCAUCGCUAUCGACAUGACAGUGAACAAGGAGACCAGGAGGAUUUCAAACUUCCCGUUCCGGAAGUGAAACCUCAAACUAAAACCCCUUUGUUUGGGCAGCACAUGUUGAAAUCGACUGGAAAAAAGAAGUUGCUCUGAUCAGCUGAUUCUGAUCUUGAGGUCCAGAUGUGCUGCGGAGACUUUGAAGUGCCUCUACCGCCCUCUAAAUGUGAGCUGUUUCUGUGGAAGAACAAGGGAUUCUGCCUGAAGUAGUUGACAGUCAUCUCAUAGUGUUGCUUCCAAGUCAUCUACACCAUCUGUUGUUUUGCACUUUUCUAAAUUAUAUUAGCUUUCACUUUUAAAAACAAGAUUAUUUUUGUUCAACUGAACAUCUUUUUGUUUUUGAGUUGAAUAGUUAAAACACUACAGAAUUGAUGAACGCUAUUAUUUUUAUUGCUCAAUCAUAAUUAGGCUUUUGGUCAACUUGUUGCACAUCGCAUAUUUGGUCAUGUGUGCGUUCCCAUUUUAAGGGCUCUGUGAAAGCUGAAGAGUUCCUCGACCAACGAAGAAAGGGAGCACUUAGUUCCUUGAGGAAUAUUGUGCUGUAUUGUUUAUACAUGUAUGAUAGACUAAUUUAAGAUUGGGAUUAUUCUAUUUAUGUUGCGGUUUAAGUGAGAAUUAAGAUUUUAACACGUCAUAGAUUUGUCCGUUAAUAUUUCCAAGUGGCUUUUAGACUGUUGUACCUCUCUGUUGAGCCUGUGAGUCGUGUCCCCGUUGCCAGUCUUGUGUGUCUUCACCCAGUUUUAGUUGACUUUACUGUUCUCUUUAGUACGAUCUGUUUCAGCCAAAAGCAUUCCAGUGAUGAUCUGCCAGAUUCUGCCUUUCACUGCCAAAUAUCUUUUCUUUUCUCACUCCCAUUUAAGAUGCAUAAAUAGGGAGGAAACCCUGAUACUGUAACUGAAGCAAAGUUCAUAUUUCUUUAGUUUAUUGAUGGUACAGGGGCAUAUGCAAUGUUUUGUUGCUUCAUCUUUUAAAGACUCACAGUUCAACAUAAUCAGUAAAGAAAAACUAGUUUCUAUAUGAAACAUAUUUUAUUACAAAGGUAUAACGUUAUGCUUUUGUAAUCACACUUUCAUGCCUCAGUUUGGGCUUUGAGGGUUUUUAGUCAUUUCUUUCUGUAUGCUCAUUGUUUCCAGUUCUGUUCAUCAUGCCAGUGUAGUUGCUGCUUCAAGUCAACUUUACUAGUAUUAUCUUUAUAUUAAGGAACGUGGACUGGGUGUGUCAACGUAUUUUUGUAGAAAAAUCAUUCAUUUUAAUUGUCAAAUCCCUAAAUAAAAGUUUAUAUUCUGUCCCAACUUG